Molecule: messenger RNA, 2420 nt
Organism: Trichogramma pretiosum
Lineage: Eukaryota; Metazoa; Arthropoda; Insecta; Hymenoptera; Trichogrammatidae
Product: zinc finger protein OZF-like
Exons: 3
Coding region: 43-1692 (549 amino acids)
Biological process (GO): regulation of transcription by RNA polymerase II
Molecular function (GO): DNA-binding transcription factor activity; RNA polymerase II cis-regulatory region sequence-specific DNA binding
Source: RefSeq, a predicted model, not a curated record
GUCUAGAAAGAUUAAUCACAAACGGAUUUAAAAGCAAGCAAAAUGGAAUCGAGUGUAAUAUUUAACAGUGCCGUUAGAAUUAAAGAAGAACCAAUUGACGUGUUGCUCGGUGAAAAUGAUUACAUUGUAAUUCACAAGACACCCAAUGUCAACAAUUUUCAAUUCCUCAGGCAUCCGCAAGAAAAUCAAAUUCAAAAAUCUGACGAAAAUCACGAAAGUGAACUUGACGACUUGGCGAUCGAGUUGGAAUGUAAAGACAUGAAGCCGAGCUUGGAUUUAUUAGCAGUUAUGAAAAUUGAAAAUUGUUUUGAAGAUCACUUAGCGGCUAUUGAAAAUGGUAACGAAUAUCAAACUCAAAACAUUAAAUUAGAAGCUUUGGAUGCAAUAAAAAAAGAAUCGUUUGUGGACGACGCAAAUCAAUUGAGUAUGAACUCAAAUUGUGAACUUUUUGCGACAAUGAAAAGAAAAACAGUUGUAAAAAAUAGGGAUUAUAAACAUAAACUCAAAAAACACAUUGUUGACACGCCGAAUGGUAAAAUCGCUUAUCCUUGUGAUACAUGUGGAAAGGCAUUCAGACAUAAGAAGAGUCUCAAAGUUCACAUCGAUUCGGAGCAUCUUAAAAUCACUCAUGCCUGUGACUUAUGUGGAAAGUCAUUCGGACAUAAGAGCAAUCUUAAAAAACACAUGGAAUCGAUGCACCAUAAAAUCACUCAUACCUGUGAAGUAUGUGGAAAGACGUUCUCUUACAAGAGUAAUCUCCAAAUCCACAUCAACUCGGUGCAUAAUGGUACAAUCACCCAUUCUUGUGAUACAUGUGGAAAGUCAUUCGGACAUAAGAGCAAUCUUAAAAAACACAUCGAAUCGUUGCACCAUAAAAUCACUCAUACCUGUGAAGUAUGUGGAAAGACGUUCUCUUACAAGAGUAAUCUCCAAAUCCACAUCAACUCGGUGCAUAAUGGUACAAUCACCCAUUCUUGUGAUACAUGUGGAAAGUCAUUCGGACAUAAGAGCAAUCUUAAAAAACACAUCGAAUCGGUGCACCAUAAAAUCACUCAUACCUGUGACUUAUGUGGAAAGACAUUCUCAGCUAAAGAUUCUCUCAAAAAACAUAUUGAUGCGAUACAUAAUGGUAAAACUUCGACAUGCGAUAUCUGCGGAAAGACGUUCUCUCAAAUGAGUAAUCUUCGCAUCCACAUCAACUCAGUUCAUUAUUGUCGAAAAGAUUACGAAUGUAACGUAUGUGGCAAGAAGUUCUCCCGAAAGGGCAAUCUCCAAAUCCACAUCAACUCGGUGCAUAAUCGGAAAAUCACCCAUUCUUGUGAUACAUGUGGAAAGUCAUUCGGACAUAAGAGCAAUCUCCAAAGACACAUCGAUUCGGUGCACCAUAAAAUCACUCAUACCUGUGACUUAUGUAGAAAGUCAUUCGGACAUAAGAGCAAUCUUAAAAAACACAUCGAAUCGGUGCACCAUAAAAUCACUCAUACCUGUGACUUAUGUGGAAAGACAUUCUCAUUUAAAGAUUCUCUCACAAGACAUAUUGAAGCGAUACAUAAUAGUAAAACUCCGACAUGCGAUAUCUGCGGAAAGACGUUCUCUCGAAAAAGUGGUCUCCAAAUCCACAUCGAUUCAGUGCAUAAUAGUUAUACGAAUGUGACGUGUGUGGCAAGAAGUUCGCGCGAAAGGCUCAUUUGAAGAAUCAUACCGAUUCGUUUCAUAAAGGUAUCACCUACCCGUGAGAUUUUCACAUCGAUUCGAUACAUAAAAAUAUCACUUACCCAUGCAAUUUCUGCGAGCAAAAAUAUAAGAGGCAAACAAGACUUUUUAAGCAUGUCAAAUUGUUGCAUGCAAGUAAUACCCCCUACCCAUGUGAAAAAUGCGGCAAAUCAUUUUUACUAAAGAAUAAUCUUAAAAAGCACAUCGACGUGGCUCAUCGCUGAUGCAUUAUAGUCUGAUAAUUAAUGUAACAAACUGAUGUCUAGUUGUAUUAAAAAACUACCAUCUUUGAUCUAGUAUAUUUGUUUUGAAGUAUAUUUGUCUUGUCUAGUAAAGCUCACAGCAUACAUAAAGUCGUCGCAUGAUGAUUAACUCACACAAUUAUAACUUAACUAACGUAUAAAAUGAAUGUGCAAUUAUGUCAAAUACUACUUUUCACCGCGAGAUAUGACCUAAUGUUUCAGAAGAGUGAUGUAAAAGUAGCAAUGAUAGUACCUUCUAAUUGUCUAUUUUUGAUUUCGAUCUUAUCGGCGUUAUUAAUAAUUUGAAAAUUAUAGAAUGAUCAUUGUUGACUAAAGGCGCUGAAUUUUUCCGUUGCGCGAGCUAUACUUAAUACAGAUAACAGCUGUUAUAGAUUUUCUCAAUGUAUAUCUUCGAGGCACCAUAGAGACUUGUAUCAUUUUCAGAAUAAAAAUUUAUCUUAGUAA